This is a messenger RNA of Nothobranchius furzeri (turquoise killifish), 8685 nucleotides long. It is a transcript of the gene chd8, whose product is annotated as chromodomain helicase DNA binding protein 8. Gene Ontology annotation, biological process: chromatin remodeling. Lineage: Eukaryota; Metazoa; Chordata; Actinopteri; Cyprinodontiformes; Nothobranchiidae. Gene Ontology annotation, molecular function: protein binding; ATP-dependent chromatin remodeler activity; ATP binding. The record is from RefSeq and is a predicted model, not a curated record.
UUGGCAAGAAGUUAGUUCCUGCUCUUCCCUGGCCGUUUCCUGUAAUCGUACAGUGUUGUGAGACGGAGAAAGCCAUGUGUGUCGAUGCAAAGCUGUUUACUUAAAAGUUGAGAAGACCUGGACAAAAGCACUCGCCUUCCUUGUCUGAGUCUUUUUAACUUUGGGCCCAUCUCCCGGUGUGGAGUGGGCAAGAUGGCAGAUCCCAUUAUGGACCUCUUUGAGGACACACCUCUGUUUAACCUGGACGCCCUUCCAGAUGACUCCUUCUCUCAUGGUUCUUCGGACCCUGUGGAGGAAGCUUUGAAGUUGGCUUUGGGCCAGGUGGUUCCAACAGAACCGGAGCCCACCCCCGACCUCUCAGUCAACACAAGCCUUGAUGUUCCUGUAGCAGCUCCUUCCAUCCCAGACCCUGCUCCUGUUCAAAUCCCCAUACAGCAACCAAUGCCAGUGAUGACUGUUCAGUCUGUGUCCUUAGCUGCAGCUCCCACCGUGACACCGGCUUCUGUUGAUACUGUGCCACAGAUACAGACCACCGUACCCAUUGCCAGCAACACCAGUGGGGUUUCCAGUAGUGCCGUACUCCUGAGCUCACCUCUGACUGUUUCUAGUUCUCCAGCUACCACCACACAACAGCUUACACAGAUAACUCAUCAGCUCACCCCACAACAGUUAGCGGCCAUCACACAGCAAGCUGGUGGUAAAAUUGUGAUUCUCAAAGGUCCCCAGGGUCAAGCACAGGUUCUACAAACUAUAUCUGGAACCACGGGUCAGACAACUGGGAAGGUCAUCCGUGUUUUGUCUGGAACUCCACUCAAACCCGGUGUGUCCAUACUGCAGGGGGGUGCGGUGUUGAAUCAGGCAAGCCCUGGACAGGCCCAGGUCAAGGUGGGUGGUGCAGGGGUGCAGAGGCUACUGCAGUCUCCCAAUGGACCAGUCAAACAGGUGUUGCUUACAUCCAUGCCACAGCAGGUACAGCAGACACAAACUCAGCCAGUUCAGGUGAAGAUCCCAGCUCAGGCGCAGAUAGCUCAAGGUCAGACUACUGUUCAAGUCCAUCCGCAGGCUCAAACCGCCCAAAUUCAAGUCCAACCUCAAGCCCAUGCCGCUCAGAGCCAGGUCCAGAUGCAGAGUCAAGUGCAGCUCCAGCCAGCCAUGCAAGCCCAGACACAGGGAGGGGAAGCUAAGCGCAUCACCCUGGUUCUUCAGCAGCCCUCUCAGCCUGGCUCUGCCACGACAACAGGCCAAGCUGUUGCAGCUCCGCAGCAAGUCGCACAGGUCCAACAAGUUCAGACCGCACAAGGGGGUCAACAGCAGCAAACACCGGCUCCAGCUAGACUGGUGUUGGGUCAGCUCCCUAGUGGAAAACUGGUGCUCCAAGGAAGUCAGCUGGCAGCCCUGACCCAGGCUCGGACUGCAGGCCAGGCUGGAGGGCAGCCCAAAGUCCUCACCAUUCAGCUGCAAGUGCAGCAACAGCCCAACCAGCAAGGAGGAGUUAAGUACCAGCUGGUGUCAGGAGCAGGUAAUGCCGGCAGCCCACAGAUGCUGCAGAUAUCCCAGAGCCAAGGAGGACAGAGAGUAGCGGUACCCAUCAAAAUGCUUCUGCAGCCACAGACAACCUCAGCCUCGCCUUCAGGUGGCGCCGUCUCCGUGGUGAAGGUCAUCAAUUCUUCAGCAGCAGGCCCCUCCGCCACCACCACCACCUCUCCAUCCCAGGCCAUUCGCAUCUCCAAGGCUCCGGGCGAGCCGGCGUCAGUGCGACGCGUGGAGAUUCUCUGUAAGCAGGAGAAAGCAAAUCGCAUCGUGGCUGAAGCCAUCGCACGGGCCAAAGCGCGUGGUGAGAAGAACCUCCCCAGAGUCCUGAACCAGGAUGAGCUUCCAGCCACACACACCUUGUCAGAAAUAGGAGGGACUGUGACUGUGGUGUCUGCUGCUAAGAAAAAAAGCAGCAGUGGAGGAAGCAAAAAGAAAAGUCCGUUGUCUGGAGGGGCGGUGCACAAAACUAUGGUAGGAGCUAACAAUAAAGGCAAAGUCAAGAUACAAGGAGGCACCAUGACGGUAGCUGGAGGCACCAUUUUACCUGCAGCUGGGAACAAGAACAAAAACAAGACUAAAGCAAACACCAUUACUCUGGUGGGAGCAAAGAAAAGGAAGAGAAAUCCAUCUUCUGACCACUCUGAUGGGGAGCUGAGCCCUCCUUCACCCGUUGCUCUGGAGGAUGACAUGAUCAUGAAGAGGCGCUCCAAUCGUGUGGUGAAGAGGAAGAAGUACACAGAGGACCUGGAUAUCAAAAUAACGGAUGAUGAGGAUGAGCAGGAAGAUGUGGACGUUACUACGACCGCAGCAGCGGUGGCCUCCAUCAGUGGAGUUGCGGCAGUGCAGCUGAAACAGGAAGUGGAGCUUGAUGGGGACGGACUGCCCAGUAUGCAGUUCUUUGUGGAGAAUCCUAGUGAGGAGGAUGCAGCCAUCGUAGACAAAGUCCUGUCUAUGAGGAUAACCAAAAAGGAGGUGGCUCCAGGCCAGUAUGUUAAUGCUGAGGAAUUCUUUGUAAAAUACAAAAACUAUUCAUACCUGCACUGUGAGUGGGCCACACUGAACCAGCUGGAGAAAGAUAAGAGGAUCCAUCAAAAGAUCAAGAGGUUCAAGACCAAGCAUGCUCAGAUGAGGCACUUGUUCCAGGAGGACGAGGAGCCUUUUAACCCGGACUACAUGGAGGUGGACAGGAUCCUGGACGUGUCUCACAGCGUGGACAAGGACAAUGGAGAGCCGGUCAUCUACUACCUGGUGAAGUGGUGCUCGCUGCCCUAUGAAGAUGCUACUUGGGAACUAAAAGAGGACGUUGAUGAGACAAAAGUUGAAGAGUUCCGCAAAAUUCAAAACCGGCAGCCUCGUCUGAAGAGAACGGCACGGCCUCCUGCUGGGUCAUGGAAGAAGUUGGAGGAGACCAGAGAGUACAAGAACGGCAACAUCCUCCGAGAAUAUCAGCUGGAAGGAGUCAACUGGCUCCUCUUCAACUGGUACAACAGGCAGAACUGCAUCCUGGCAGAUGAAAUGGGUCUGGGCAAAACCAUCCAGUCCAUCACGCUGCUGUCAGAGGUGUACGCUGCUGGUGUCCAAGGCCCCUUCCUGGUUAUUGCUCCCCUCUCCACCAUCACCAACUGGGAGAGGGAGUUCUCCACCUGGACCGACAUGAAUGCCAUAGUCUACCAUGGCAGCCUCGCCAGCCGACAGAUGAUCCAGCAGUAUGAGAUGUACUGCAAAGAUGACAAGGGACAUCUGAUUCCAGGCGCAUACAAAUUCGAUGCCCUCAUUACGACAUUUGAGAUGGUGCUUUCCGACUGCCCGGAGCUGAGAGAGAUCUCCUGGCGCUGCGUGAUCAUCGACGAAGCUCACCGCCUUAAAAAUCGCAACUGCAAGCUGUUGGACAGCUUGAAGAUGCUUGACCUGGAACACAAAGUGCUGUUGACCGGCACGCCGCUUCAGAACACCGUGGAGGAACUCUUCAGUUUGCUUCACUUCCUUGAGCCAGCUCAGUUCCCGUCUGAAAUCGAAUUUCUUAGAGAUUUUGGAGACCUCAAGACAGAGGAGCAGGUUCAGAAACUGCAGGCGAUAUUAAAACCUAUGAUGCUGCGCCGACUCAAGGAGGAUGUGGAGAAGAACUUGGCACCCAAGCAGGAGACCAUUAUUGAGGUUGAGCUGACUGACAUCCAGAAGAAGUACUAUCGGGCCAUUCUGGAGAGGAACUUUAGUUUCCUGAGUUUAGGAGCCAACAGUAACAGUAACGUCCCCAACCUGCUCAACACCAUGAUGGAGCUCCGCAAGUGCUGCAACCACCCCUACCUCAUCAACGGCGCAGAGGAGAAGAUCGUGGCGGAGCUGCGGCAGGUGUAUGACCCCCUGGCCCCUGACUUUCAUUUGCAAGCCCUGAUUCGGUCAGCUGGGAAACUGGUGCUUCUCGAUAAGCUGCUGCCCCGUCUGAAGGCUGGAGGCCACAAAGUGCUCAUCUUCUCCCAGAUGGUGCGCUGCUUGGACAUCCUCGAGGACUACCUCAUCAACAAGAGGUACCUUUAUGAACGAAUUGAUGGUAGAGUGCGUGGGAACCUGCGACAGGCAGCCAUCGAUCGCUUCAGCAAGCCAGACUCUGAUCGUUUUGUCUUCCUCCUGUGUACUCGUGCUGGUGGUCUGGGCAUCAACCUGACUGCUGCUGACACUUGUGUCAUAUUUGACUCUGACUGGAACCCUCAGAAUGAUCUGCAGGCCCAAGCGAGGUGUCAUCGUAUUGGACAGUCAAAAGCGGUCAAAGUCUACCGUCUCAUCACCCGGAACUCCUACGAGAGGGAGAUGCUGGACAAAGCGAGUCUGAAGCUCGGAUUGGACCGGGCUGUCCUUCAAAGCAUGAGCGGCAACAAAGACAGCAGCGUCAACGGGCUCCAACAGUUUUCCAAGAAGGAGAUUGAAGAUCUGUUGAGGAAAGGAGCCUAUGCCGCCAUCAUGGAUGAGAAUGAUGAAGGCAGCCGGUUCUGUGAGGAAGAUAUUGACCAGAUCCUUCAGCGACGAGCCACCACCAUCACUAUUGAGAGUGAAGGAAAGGGCUCUACUUUCUCCAAAGCCAGCUUUGUGGCCUCUGAGAACCGCAAUGACAUCGCCCUCGAUGAUCCUGAAUUCUGGGAGAAGUGGGCCAAGAAAGCAGAUAUAGACAUGGAUUCUAUCAAUCAGAAGAACACACUGGUGAUCGACACCCCCAGGAUUCGCAAGCAGACCCGUCAGUUCUCCACUUUACGUGGCGAAGGUGGAGACCUGUCAGAUCUAGAGAGUGAUGACGAAUAUCCACCUGCUAAUUCUAGACAUUCGCGUGCUUCUCGCCGCUCUGAUCGCCACAGCGGAGGAGGAUACGGACGCACCGACUGUUUCCGGGUGGAGAAACACCUGCUGGUCUAUGGGUGGGGUCGCUGGAGGGACAUCUUGUCUCAUGCCAGAUGUAAGAGGCGUCUGAGUGAGCGUGACGUGGAAACCAUCUGCCGUGUCAUCCUGGUCUUUUGUCUGCUGCACUAUCGUGGUGAUGAGAACAUCAAGAGUUUCAUCUGGGAGCUCAUCACUCCUCCAGAGAAUGGCCGAGAGCCUCAAACACUACUAAACCACUCUGGCCUUUCCAUCCCCGUUCCAAGAGGCAGGAAGGGAAAGAGGGUGAAGGCUCAGAGUACGUUUGAUGUGCAGAAGGUUGAGUGGAUCCGCAAGUACAACCCUGACACUCUGCUGCUUGAUGACAGCUACAGAAAACACUUGAAGCACCAGUGCAACAAAGUGUUGCUGAGGGUCCGGAUGCUCUACUACCUCAAACAGGAGGUUAUUGGUGAACAUGCAGACGCUGUCUUGAAAGGAGCUGAGAUCAGGGACGUGGACAUCUGGAUGCCAGAGAUGGAGCAGCAGGAGGUGCCUGCUGUGUGGUGGGACGCUGAUGCAGACCGCUCACUUCUUGCUGGUGUUUUCAAACAUGGUUAUGAGAUGUACACCACCAUGCGAGCCGAUCCCUGCCUCUGCUUCAUAGAAAGAGUCGGUCGGCCUGACGACAAAGCCAUUGAUGCUGAGCAGCAAACCGGUGACGCGGAGCUCGGGGAUGAGGCUGAAUAUGAUAAAUACUCAGAAGAUCCAGAGUUCAAGCCAGCAUCGCGACACGCCAAAGAUCCUUUUGAAGAGCCUGACUCUAUGAACGUAGAGGAUGAGGUUUCAGUGGAAGAUAAGGUGGAAGCCAUCGUCACAGAGAACGUCAUCAGUCAAAGCGGUGUGUGCGACUGGCCCUCUAGCUCGUCGCUAACGGCACGACUACGGCGGCUGAUCACGGCGUACCAACGCAGCUACAGACAGGAGCAGCUGAAGAUAGAGGCCGAGGCCAAAGGCGACCGCAGGCGUCGGCGGUGCGAACAGGCCAGCAAGCUGAAGGAGAUCGCUCGUCAGGAGAGACAGCAACGGUGGACUCGGCGGGAGGAGUGUGAUUUCUACCGCGUGGUUUCAACGUUCGGAGUAGAAAAGAUUAAAAAGGAUCCAGGGUACCAGGAGGCAGCAGAGCCGGAGUUUGACUGGACCCGUUUCCGUACUUUUGCUCGUUUGGAUAAGAAAACGGAUGAAAGCCUGAGUCGGUAUUUCCGCUCCUUUGUUGCCAUGUGUCGGAGGGUGUGCCACCUCCGCCCGGGUCGUAUUGAAGAUGUAUCAGAGAUACCCCAGACUGUGGCCCCUAUCACAGAGGAGCGCGCUUCACGCACCCUUUACCGCAUCAGCCUCCUGCGCCGCCUGCGGGAACGCGUCCUGCCUCACCCCGCCCUCGAGGAGCGCCUGCUACUGGCCCCACGCACCUCUGAGCUGCCCACCUGGUGGAGAAUACCAGAACACGACCAUCACCUGAUGCUCGGUGCUUCGCUUCAUGGCGUCAGUCGCACCGAGCUCUCCAUCUACCCAGACACACAGUUCACUUUCAGUUCUGCCCGUGAAGAGUUCGUCCAGAACCAGCAGUCUUUACCACCACCACCCCCUCCACCACCCAUCAUGAGCCUCAGCCAGCCCAAGACUGAGGUGGACUCACCUGGAGUGAAGGAGGAGGGAAGUGAUUUGGGCGUGCAGUUGUUUGGAGAUGAAAUUGGUGCAGAACUGCAAAGUACACCCCUGAGCCACCACGCGGGGAAAGGCCACAGUCAGGGCUGGAACUUCAAGAGGAGCAGAGAAAGGGGAGAAAAAACCGGAGGAGGGAGGAAGGGUGAGGGAGGUUCUGAUUCUGAUUCAGACUCUGAUUCAGGCUCGUCCUCCUCAGGGCGCUCGGGUAGCAGCGACGACAGCGGAGACAGUGAUGAGGACGUAGGAGGAGGUAUGAAGGUGGGAGAUGUGGAUGAAGAUAACAGUUUACUCUCCAUGACUCCUUCUCAGGACAGUAUAUCUCCUCCUGACCCCCUUAGAGUGGACUGGCCAAAGGACCGAGUGCUGAUCAACCGCCUGGACAGUUUAUGUACUCUAGUGUUGACAGGUCAGUGGCCAUCAGGGCGGCGUUACGUGUCUGAAGCUCAGCUCCACCCUGGCUCAGAGCUCGGUGGAGAGGAGAUGGCCUACAGCAGGGUGAUCCGUAAACCCAGCAGCGUACCAAGCGUCCUUGGGACGGACGGAGAGGAUGGAGAGUUUACGGUAAAACUCCUCAAGGAGGAGGGCCUCAAGCUGACCUUCUCUAAGCAGGCUCUCAUGCCCAACGGGUCGGGGGGGGAGAGCAGCCGCAAGAAGCGAAAGGAUCAGGAGCUAACAGACCUGGACGGACUCCGUGAUGCGUUGGAGCGUACGCCUCGCCGAAGGGACCCUCCAAUAUGGUUGAAAGAGAAUCCCGAAUACGAGGUGGAAGGAGACAUGCUGGAGCUGCUGGUCAACAGAAGUAAGAGGAAGAGGAGGAGGAGGGCCGAUAAGGCCCUCACAGGGACUGAGAAGGUUAAACUCAUCAACAUGAGAACAGGGAAGAAGGUUGGUGCCGCCUUCUGCCCGAUGCUGCAAGAGCUGAGGGAGUAUCUGGAGGAGAAUCCUGACAUUGCUGUUGCGCCCGAGUGGUCCGACACGGUUCGAAACUCUGGCUUACUGCCUGAAUCCUUCUUCCACCGCCUGCUGACGGAGAGCUCUGAGAUUCCGAAGAAAAGUCGUCGGCGUCACCACCACCACCACCAUCACCACCAUCAUCACUACCACACUCCAGAGCCCACCCCUGAAGACCCCAACCUGGAUGCAGUUGAGGAGGAGACGUUGGUGUCAGAUGGAGCUUACAUGAUGGAUGAGGAAGACCUGGAGACGUCCCAUCACUUCCUCACCAGUCCGGACUAUGACGUGAAAAUGGAGGGCGGUGACAGCCUUUCCCAGGGCGACUAUGACAGCUCAGAUCAAGAAGCUCUAUUAGAGGAUGUGAUCGUAGCGCAGAAGGACUCUGACUCUUCAUCGAGCUCCGAGGACUGAACCCCUCCCCCGAAACGCUGACUCAAUACCCAUUCAGAAACAAAUCAUGUUAUUCCUCAUUUCUUUAAACCUUUGUGUAACAAAUUAUGCAUUAAUGUUGUUUUUCAUUUUGCUUUUUCUAUUUGUUUGUUUUAUUCAGGACUUUUCUGUUGGAGGAGCGGGUUUGCACCUAUGACUUAGUUUCUUCACCUUCAUUUUGUUGCAUCCUUCUCUAUAUCUUUGUCAAACCUCUGACAAAAUGGCAAAAAGCUGAGAUUUGUUUCCUUUUCACUCGACGUUCCCCUUCUCUUCCAUCCAAACCCAUGAAUACCAUCACAUUCCCAUGUGUGACCAAAAGGGGACCCUUGCUGUACAGAAACACUUUUCAUAUCCACAAAAACAAACCUCAAAGCUGCUCCUCUAGCGCUACAUAAAACUGGGCACUUGUACUGAGCAGAGCCAGAUCCCACUACCCCCCCACCAGUCCCCUCUGGUUGUCUGAACUGAAGGGGCUCCCGUGUAUCGUUAGUGUUUUCACUUUGUGGGGGGGAGGGGUGUGGGUGGGAGAGGGGAUGGUGACGUAUUAGUUACUGAAGAAGUGCUAGGAGGAUGGAUUUAAUGUACAAUGUAGAGCUCGUCACUUGUGUACCAUGGUGCAACGUUGGCGGCAGUGAGUUACUAUUGUUUUAUGACCUGACUGUAUCUGUGAUAUGAAUAACAGCAAACUACAGUGAACAAACA